Messenger RNA from Prorocentrum cordatum, 3541 nucleotides. Lineage: Eukaryota; Dinophyceae; Prorocentrales; Prorocentraceae. The record is from the annotation of a GenBank genome assembly.
CUUCCUUUUCUUCCUCUUCCUUCUCCUCUUCUUCCUCCUCCUACGUCCCUCCUCCUCCUCCUCCUCUUCUUCCUCCUCCUCCCUCCUCGCUGCCUCGAUCACCAUCACGCCAGAGGCGGGUCGAGGAUGCGAUGGCCUGCUUGGGCGCCGACGCCGUCGUUGUGGGCGUGCACAAGAGGCUCGGCACGCCCGAGGUGGCCGCCUGCCAGCUGUCCCAGCGCGCCCCCUCCACCGAGGAGUUCGUGGCCAAGGCCACGUCGUCGGGGCGGCGUCGGACGACGGAGCGGGCAGGUUCCUGGCGUCCGACGACGAGCUGGCCGUGGCGGCCUUCGAAGAGGCCUUCCCGCCGGGCGGCCCCGUCGAUCUGUGCCUCCGCCGGGGCGUGAGGCGGUCGGUGGGCGGCGUGCGCGAGGACGGCGUGGACAACGAGGUGCACCGCUCGCCCUGCGAGGCGGAGGACGCGGAGGACGCGUUGGCGGACGCCCUUUGCUUGGCCAGGUGCUCGGACCUGGUCUGCAUCGACUCCAACCUCUCCAUCUUUGCGGCGCUGUGGAACCCGGGCCUCCGGCUGCACCCCCUCAGCAGCCUGCUCCCCGAGGGCUGGGAGGACGCCUCGCUUGCUCCAGACGAGCCAGUGCACCAGCGGUACGAGGUGGUCUUCAAGCCCAUGGUCUUCGUGCGCGCGGGCCCCUCGGCCGCCUGCGAGCUCCUCGGCGCGCGCAAAGUCGGCGAGGUCGUCGAAGCUACGGGCCGCGGCUACGACGGCUGGAUCGAGAUCAGGGGCGGCGGGUGGAUGCUGACGGACGGCGAGCGCAUCCUGCAGAACCGCGGCAGCGGCCUCCUCCUCCGACCCGUGGGGCCUGCGCUGCCGCCGCCGGGGGCCGCGGCGCUGGGAGGGCACGGCGGCUGCGAAGGCUGAUCGAGAAGGCGAAGGGCUACCAGGCGGGGGGUACCGGAGGGCAGCGCAACGCCGCGCUCGUGACGGCGUCGGAGGCGCUCCAGGCGAAGGGCACGCCGGCUGCUCAGAGCGCGAGCAGGAAGCGCUUGAGUGCAAGCGCCGUUGGGGAAAUCACAUUCAGUCCGGUCCGCGGGUCGAUUGCGACAGCGGCCUUGUCGCUCGCCACUUCGAUCGUGUUGGCGGCGUGGGUUUGCAGUUCUGGCGUGCAUUCAGACGGAGGAUUCGGCUGCUUCGCUUGCCGCGCCAUCGACGUUGCAUUCAUCGCUGCUGGGCGCGUGCGCCCUGCGUUCGUCGAUAUGAUGUCCUGGCAUUCGGCGUCGAAGCCCUUCGUGGCCAUGAUGCGGGCAGCAUGCGCGUUCCACCUGCGGGGGGCCCUCUGCGCCGUGCCAGGGCCCGAGUCUUCCUGGAGACAGUUGCUGAAGAUGUCGGAAGAGUCGAAGGGCUGCGAAGCUCAGUUCACCGAGGGGGGUGGCCUGAUCGAGGAGCGCCUGGGGGAGGCCGCUCUGGUGGCGUCGGGGGUCAGCUGGCCCGCAGUGAUGGCGGCGGCAUUUGCGGCGAAGGCAGCCGUCGACCCCGCGGCCAGGGCGGCGGCGGCGCUGUCGGGGGAGAAGUUCGCGGAGGCGCAGGCGACGCGGGAGGUGGCCGCGGCCGCGGCCAGCGCCGCGGCGGGCAACGGAGGCGGCGCCACCUGCGCCGAGAUGGGCCGGGCGGCGAACGGCGUCUCGUGGCUGGGCGUCGAGAGGCGCGCGCGGCUUCGGAGCGGCUUCGCGGGCGUCGAGUCGAGGGCGACAGCGAGAUGCAGCGGCAGGUCGUGGGCAUCUUUUGCCGCGUACGUCUUGGGGCUGAAGUCGCCGGUGCCUGGGGUCACCGCGCCGGAGCUGGACAUAGCGCUCAAACGAAUGUGGCGCGGUGCCGCGGGGACGGGCGUGCCCCGGAGGAAGGAGGGCGGCGGUGCCGGCUGCUUCCCGGGCCGGGCCAGCGUCUACGUGAAGGGCCGCGGCCCGGUGCGCCCGCUGGCUGCUGCAGCGUCGGCCCCCCGCAUCCGCGCGCUCGCCUGCACUGCCGAGCUCAUCGGGAAGUGCAAGAAGGCCGAGCACAGGCAUCUGCUGUUCAGCCCUUUCGUGGGCCACAUGCACAAGGAGGGUGGGCGGCCGGCCAUGGGCAGCGAUGGCGGCGAGCAGCCGCCGGCGCGCUUCGCGCACCUGCGGGGGCCUCGGCCGCGCGCCGGCCAGGGCGGGGGGUCCAGAUCGGUACGCUUCCAGGCCCCCCGGGGCUCGGCGGUGCAGACCUGGGGCCCGAGGGACGGGGCCCCGAGCGCGAUGGAGACCUCCACGGACGCCCGCGCGAAGAAGGCGUCCGUGAACGCCCUCGCGCAGAAGGCCUCCGCGAGCGCCGGCGCGCCGAAGACUUCCGCGGGCGUCUUCGCGACGCAGGCCUCCCCGAGCGCGAGCGCCGCGACGCCGGGGAUGAGCCGGGAUGCGCCGAGGGGCCGAACGUGGCAGUGGCGCCGGAAGCUGGCGAUGGCAACGCGCGCAGAGUUGACCGACCACGACGCGCUUGCGAGGACCCCGCACUGCGCGCCACCGCUCCGGAACCAUGCGUACGCCAGCAGGCGGGGCCGACGUGAACGCCCCCCCGCCUGGGCGCCUCCCGUGGAGGGUGGCGCCGGCGCCCGCGCGGGCUCGCCGGAGGCCGAGCUGACGCGCGCCGGUAUCUGCCAGUGCCCGCUGCCGGCGGAGUCCGUGCGCGCCAUUGGCCUGCUGCGCCGCGCCUUCGAGGGCCUCGACCUCGAGGGCCUCUUCGCCCUACCGCACGGCGCGGCGGUCACGGUGGCCCCCGUGGCGCGUGCGGACGAGGCCACCGAGGCGCCGACCGAGGGCCGCUGCGGGCGCGGCGCGGCCGACGGGGAGUCGUUGCGCUUCGUGCUCACGCUCUCGCGGCCCACGCAGAGCAUGCGGUGGCUGUGCGCGGGAGACUCGCGGGCCCUGGACGCCUUCGAGCGGGUGGCGGCCCCAGAGGUGCGGCGGCGGCUGGCCGCUGUGGCUGGCUGCGAGGUGGAGGUGAACGCCGGGUGCUUCAUCAUCGUGCGCGACGGCGUCGCGCACGAGGAGUGCGCCCCGCACUACGACUUCUUCUCGCAGGCAAUCCCGCGCGGGACCGCCUUCACGCUGAUGACGCCCCUGUCCGAGCAGCACCCGGCCCACGUGGGCGGGCUCGAGUUCUGGCCCUGGGCCGGGCCGGGCCUGCCGCACAAGAGCAGCGACGAGGCCUACAGGCUGUGCGUAGGGAGGUUGGGCAAGGAGCCUAAGGCGAGGCGUCCGCCGCCCUGCCCCGCCGGCUCUCCGACCGGGCCGGCGGCUCGCGGGCGGCGCGCUGCGGGUGCUGGUGUGCGCCUACCUGUCUGGCUGCGGGGCGACACCCGGGGCGUGGCCCCACGUGGAGCGGCACCUGCUGCGCCAGGUGAGCUCCGGGUGCGUGCGCACCGGGCUCUCGGAGCGCGCCCGCGCGAGGUGCGCUGGCGAGGAGAGGUGCCUCCGAGGGAGGGCGCCGCGUCCCGCGACGACGGCGCGAAGGACCCACCCC